AUGGAGAAUCAUAACAGCAACGACCCGAAAGACCCCGCGAGCUUCCUCUCGUCCAUCAUCGGCGUGCCCGUCACCGUGAAGCUGAACUCGGGCGUCGUCUACAAAGGGGAACUGCAGUCCGUUGACGGGUACAUGAACAUCGCGCUGGAAAAGUGCCAGGAGUUUGUCAACGGCCAGCUGCGCAGGGACUAUGGUGAUGCCUUCGUGAGGGGUAAUAAUGGUGAGUGCCACUGCAAAUGGAUCUCGGUUGUGGUCUCUACUCGCGAAAGUGAAUGGAAUCCACAGCUGGCUACAUGA
Messenger RNA from Exophiala aquamarina CBS 119918, 297 nucleotides. Its product is annotated as small nuclear ribonucleoprotein. The coding region runs from base 1 to 297 and encodes 98 amino acids. Gene Ontology annotation, molecular function: RNA binding. The transcript has a single exon. Gene Ontology annotation, biological process: mRNA splicing, via spliceosome; maturation of SSU-rRNA. Gene Ontology annotation, cellular component: P-body; nucleolus; sno(s)RNA-containing ribonucleoprotein complex. NCBI's taxonomy places the organism in Eukaryota, Fungi, Ascomycota, Eurotiomycetes, Chaetothyriales, Herpotrichiellaceae. The record is from RefSeq and is a predicted model, not a curated record.